AUGCUACCGAACAAUCAAGUUCGCGUUCCCCGUGCGCGGGUGGUUACUCAGUCUGCGGUGCGCGACAUUACCACCGAAUUCACAAAUGCUGCCUCGAAAUUAAAGACAGGCCAGCUCGUGAAAGAUGAAACGUUCACGCUGUUUGAGGCCGUGGGCGCAUUGGAGCUGACGACGAUCGAAACGGCACAGAUCAUGGACUCGAAGAUGGACAGUGGCUAUAUUGCCCCCGGAGAAAACCUUGCGGGAGCGCUGGAAGACGAUUACGACGUACGGCGACCGUUGACACCAGAGGAAGUUAUUGGAUUGAUGGAUCAGUUGCUGUGCCACGAGGUCGGUGAAGAAUGCGCCCAUGCACAGACGGAAUGGUUGCUGACAUUAUUCCAGGUGGCAUGGCAUAAGGGACAUCCUUUGUCGCAGACACUAUUUACGUCAAUCUAUCUCGAUAAAUUAUUGUGGCCAGUGCCGAGGAACAUAGACGACGCUCGGUUUGACCGUGUGCCUAGUGAUUCGCCUUUGGUUAAUCUUGUCCUUCGGGCAUAUUGCCUUGCACUGGUAAAGGCUUGUGACCUUGUACAUGGUCGCGUGGCCACUGAAUAUUAUUAUGAGGAAGAAGAUUUCGUCAGCCAGCUGUACAAUCGCAAUCUACUUUCUGCGUUCAAUAUGUCACAUUUCCACCGUUUGCUGGAGCAGGCGGUUGCUUGGAUUGUCGAGCAGAGCGAUAUUGACCAGCACCUGAAGGAUGCCAUCAUUUGCAGACUAGUGUUUCGACGCGAGUUUCUGUAUGCAUUAGAUCAAGAUCUUGAAGUUCUGGAGACCAGAUCCACAAAGAGUUUUGCUUCUUGUUUAUCUCAACUUGGACCUUUGACAGAGACGGUCUCGCUCGGGAAGCCAAUCCCCGAGGCUUUUAGUUUGAAGAUUCAACGAAAGCUGGCGAGCACAGUGCCGCCUCGUCCAAUGGUUCAUAUUAACUCUGGUGAUGCCCUAGAACAUCUAAAACGGCUGUGCCAAGAUGCGAUAGACAUGCAGCAGAUGCUUGAUUACACCGGCCCGAGCAAUUUCAAGACUGCAGUAUGGACCUUGCUUUCUCGAAAACCGCAACCAUCGAUAUAUAUCCGUUGUCUCCUUCAAGCAUUGAUUGUUAGCAAUAUGACGAUUCUAGGCGCCGUACCAGUUAAGGAGUUCUUGUAUGAUGAACUUGCAGAACUAGUCCUACCCGCCAAUAUCCUGAUUGAGGCCAAUACCGACGAAGUGGAAAUGCCGUCCGAUCCCCGGUUUCAGAUUGCCCAGAAGAUGGAUGGGUUCAUGAAGCGAUUUGCCCAGCCAUUUGUUGACACCGUGCGAUGUGCCUGUCUUAACCGCUGUCGCAUUCGCCGGACGCUCUGUCAUACCCUCGUUGAUUGGGAUAAUCUACAGAUAGAGGCCGAAGAAAUUGAUCUUGAGCUUCGCACGUUAAGUGCAGAACCGCCGCUGCAAUUCCAGGGCGGCGAACCCACCUGGUCUUUCCCCCUAAGCAGCUGGGCCUAUCACCAGAAGCUCAUCCAGUUCCGACUUAUUCUUCAGAUGGGCUUCGAGCUGUCGAUCUAUUCCCCCGAAGAGCUACCAGGCAUGUAUUGGUACCUGUCUCAUAUUUGUUCCACGCAUCUUGGUCACAUUGAUCGCAUCCGUACAUUCAUGGUGGCCGCACGAAAACGCGACUUGAUGUCUACUGGUGACCGUGCGGGAAGCUCCCCUCAAAAGGCAUCCGCUUUCCACCGUUCAUUCCACACUCUGGAGCGGCUGACGACACAUAUUAUCGCGGUUGAUGCGUUUGCGAUCGCUCUUCAUGCAUUGUACGUGGUGCUGGCCCGGCAUAACGUGCUCCCAAUUGCCUCUUCUCCCCAGGCAUAUUCCACCGACCGACUCCGUUACGAGAUCCGCAUGAAACCUUUCAUCCCCAUCACAUUGCCGGAGUUGGUUCCAUAUGAGGAAUACCAGCGUGAAGCGGCUCUCGAGGGUGAUUCGGAUGUCAUCAUUCUGGAGCGUGCUUCCAAAGCGAUUACAGAAGCACGCAAGGCAUGGGAAGCGACUCUCGCCAAUGGAGCAUUCAUUGAUGAUUUGGCUACACCAUCUAAACCACCUCCUUCGGCCAUUGAAGAAGAUUGGAAGCGCGACGUGAAGAACACCAUGCGUGCCUGCAUUGGAACUAGUCUUGCCAUCGAGGCGGUGAAAAAGGCACUCUCUGCUGCCUCUUCCACGGAAGCUCAAUCUCUCCAGUUGGAGGUGGCCGUUCCUGAAGUCGGAUCUAAGUCUCGCUGGCAUGACUGGUGGGUAGUACCGCAGGUGUCCGAGAAGAAGUCGAAGACCUGA
Penicillium paradoxum is the source of this 2346-nucleotide messenger RNA. RefSeq names its product N-alpha-acetyltransferase 35, NatC auxiliary subunit. The transcript has 7 exons. NCBI's taxonomy places the organism in Eukaryota, Fungi, Ascomycota, Eurotiomycetes, Eurotiales, Aspergillaceae. Gene Ontology annotation, biological process: N-terminal peptidyl-methionine acetylation. The record is from RefSeq and is a predicted model, not a curated record. Gene Ontology annotation, cellular component: NatC complex. Bases 1 to 2346 code for a protein of 781 amino acids.